CUGGCUCCUCAUCCAGAGAACUGGCCGUCUGUCAGCGCGAUGCCAGGCAAACCUGCCCCCAUCAAGAAGUCUCCAGCCAAGAAGGCUGCCGAGAAGGCACCUGAGCCUGCCCCGGAGCCCGAACCAGCUCCUGCAGAGGCUCCACCUGCAGAAGCUCUACCUGCGGAGGCUCUACCUGCGGAGGCUCCACCUGCGGAGGCUCCACCUGCAGAAGCUGCUCCAGCCGAGGCACCGGCCGAUGCAGCUCCCGCAGCCGAGGGAGAAGCUGCUCCCGCCGCCCCAGCAGAGGAAACCCCCGCUGCUCCUUCAGAGAAAGGAGCCGAUUCGACAUCUCCCACUGAGGCUGCUGCUCCUGCUGCUGAAGAUGAUGCCGCUGCUCCUGCUGCAGAUGCUCCAUCCGACGCUGCUCCAGCUGAAGCUGCUGUAGUUGAGGAGCCACCCAAGGCCCCCACACCCCCACCUCCUGCAGUCCCCACCAGUGCUCCUCUGGAAGUGUCUGUGGAUGAUGUGAACGACUCCAGCCUCACCAUUAAGUGGAAGACACCAGAGACCAUCGGAGACUCCGGCCUGGAUGGAUACACCAUCGAGUACUGCAAGGAUGGAACAACAGACUGGGUUGUGGCUAACGAGGAGCUGACCCCAGCUAACCGUUAUUGCAUCAGGAAUCUGACAGCCGGUGACCUGCUGCGUGUACGCGUGGUGGCCGUAAACCCCGGUGGCCGCAGCGAGCCUGGUACGCUCGCUGAGCCUGUGCCGAUCCGCGAGGUUGGUGAACGUCCCAAGAUCCGCCUGCCCCGCGCUCUCAGAUCUCGCUUCGUCAAGCAGGUUGGAGAGCAGAUCAACCUGGUCAUCCCAUUUCUUGGAAAGCCCAAACCUGCAGUGUCCUGGCUUAAGGAUGGUCAACCUUUGGAUACCAAGAGGGUCAACAUCAGGAACAGUGACAAGGACAGCAUCAUUUUUAUCCGCACAGCUCAGAGGGAGGACUCUGGCGUUUACGAGAUGACUGUUAAAGUGGACAGCUUUGAAGACAAAGCCACCAUCACCCUUCAGAUUGUGGAGCUGCCUGGUCCUCCUGCUAGUGUGAAGAUGGUGGACAGCUGGGGCUUCAAUGCUGCUCUGGAAUGGACUGCUCCCAAGGAUAACGGCAACACAGAUAUCACAGGAUACACCAUCCAGAAGGCCGACAGGAAGACCGGGGAGUGGUUCACAGUGCUGGAACACUACCACAGGCUAACCGCCACCGUCUCAGACCUCAUCAUGGGCAACUCGUACGCUUUCAGGGUGUUUUCUGAGAACCAAGUGGGCAUGAGUGAGACGAGCGCCGUCACCAAGGAAGUGGCCAAGAUCCAGAAGACAGGUAUUGUCUACAAGCCUCCUGAGUACCCGGAGCAUGACUUCAGUGAGGCACCGAAGUUCACCACACCUCUCAGUGACCGGGCCGCCACUGUGGGAUACACCACCAAGCUGCUGUGCUCUGUUCGUGGAUCUCCUAAGCCAAAGAUUGAGUGGCUGAAGAAUCAAAUGAUAAUUGGUGACGACCCAAAGUUUCGUCAGCUCUCCAACCAGGGCAUUUGCUCCCUCGAGAUCCGUAAGCCCUGCAGCUUCGAUGGUGGCGUGUACACCUGCAGAGCCAAGAACGCCCAGGGAGAGGCCACUGUCUCCUGCAAACUGGAGGUCAAACAGGUUAUUCUUGCAGAGACUGACAAGGAGAAGGGCAAAUAAACCAAUAACUAAACCCUCGGCGACCAAAGAACUACAGACUCUUCACAACCUGCUCAAACUCUUGGUACAGGACCUCACCACACGGGUCAAGAAGGUUUCCUUCUCCUCAUUUCUACUCUGAAGCUCACCUUCUCCUGCUCAAACUGCUGACAAAUGUUUCUGCUGCUCUAAAGUCUGCUCUCCAGAACUUCCUAAAAACUCUCAAAGUCUCUUCUGCUGCAGGUUGCUUUGUAGAACUGUUGAAGAAAACCUCACUAAACCACAUGGAGGGGCCUCAAGAUAGUCGUCCAAAUGAAACCGAACAAAAACCAAACUAGCACAACCCAAACGCUAAAGUCUCCUGCAGCCUACCAGAGAACCUCUGAGAACAGAGAAUCAGGACAGGAACUCUUACCUUUUGGACAACCAACGUUGGUUCACAAGAAUACAGAAUGUGCCUGACCAAAAACCUCUGAAGACUCACUACAGCCAAGAUAAAGAACCAACUCAGCUGCAGCAAAUCCACAAAUUCACUGCACACAUUAGCACCAUGUGUUAACUGUGGCUAAAGAACCACAUUUACCAAGACAACUAUCCAGUACAAAGCCCUAAAACACACCAAGAAACACAUUAAAGAUGAUUUUACUGCUGGAAGCUGCAAACCAACGCCUAAAGAACAAACUAAAGUAACGGCGCCAAACCCAGUUCUGUGGUGAAGAGAAGCAGAGGAAAUGUUUGUCUGCAGCUAAAUAAAGCAGGAAGACACUGAGCUGCUCAGGUGUUCCUGAUAACACCAAGCAGCCACCUGGACAGCCAAUAGGAACACAGCUUACUGGAAGUCCAACAUGUGAUUGCUCUAUUCUGUAAUCAGCUAUGACUGCGCCGUGAUUUUAAUUCAAUUCCCCACAGGAAGAUUAAAAAGGAUCAGGACGA
Molecule: messenger RNA, 2634 nt
Organism: Amphiprion ocellaris (clown anemonefish)
Lineage: Eukaryota; Metazoa; Chordata; Actinopteri; Pomacentridae
Gene: mybpha
Product: myosin binding protein Ha
Exons: 14
Coding region: 40-1722 (560 amino acids)
Molecular function (GO): protein binding
Source: RefSeq, a predicted model, not a curated record